Molecule: messenger RNA, 1236 nt
Organism: Nerophis lumbriciformis (worm pipefish)
Lineage: Eukaryota; Metazoa; Chordata; Actinopteri; Syngnathiformes; Syngnathidae
Source: RefSeq, a predicted model, not a curated record
AUGGAGAAGCUGAUGGUGUGUUUGACAGUAAAGGAGAUACCAUCCUGUUGCUGCUGCUGCUGCUUGGCGGCUGCUAUGGUAUUCAGAUUGCAUGACGCAGGCCCUGAGCUACUCAGAGGGGUCCUUCUGGAGCGGGGAUGGGAAGAAUACCAUGACAGGCGAUGGGAGCAGGAAGACUGGAACUUCCACUGCAUGGCGGUGCUCUAAGUUCCCCAGCUUGAUCUGAUGCCUUGGCAGCGCCUCAAUCACCAUCCCCAAAUUGUUGGCGUCACACGAAAGGACCACCUGGAGCGUAACCUGAAGAGAAUGAGAGCAACUUUCGGAUCGUCACUCUAUGAUUUCAGUCCAAUAGCCUUCAUCCUCCCCGGCGACUUCACUUGCUUCCUGGCUGAGUACUACAAGAGUCUCAGAGGAAGGCCUUCUUGCUACUGGAUCUGUAAGCCAGUGGACCUAUCCAGAGGCAGAGGGAUUUAUCUCCUGUACGACUGCGCGGUGGUUGUGCAGAAGUACAUGAGCGAGCCUCUGCUAAUCUCGGGCUACAAGUUUGACCUGAGGAUUUAUGUGUGCGUAAAGAGCUUCCAUCCACUCACCGUGUACAUCUACCAGGAGGGACUGGUGCGCUUUUCCACAGAGAAGUAGACACUGUCCUCCCUGAGUAACCCCUAUGUCCAACUCACCUACUCCAGCAUCAACAAGCUGGGACCCUUCUACCACGCCCCCAAGGAGCGGGUGGGCCGAGGCUGCAAGUGGACCCAGGGUAAGUUCCGCCACUUCCUCCACAGUCAGGAUGUCAACGAGCUUCUCCUCUGGCAGAGGAUCAACAAUAUCAUCACCCUUACUCUGCUUACUAUCGCCAACUCUGGCCCCGCGUGCCACAACUGCGCGCAACUGCUGAGCUUUGAUAUCCUGCUGGAUGUCAGCUUCAAACCCUGGCUUCUGGAGGUCAACAACAAACCCUCACUAACACCCGACUGUAUGACUGACCUGGCAGUGAAGAAGAAGCUCCUAGGAGACCUUACUGACUUGAUGAGCUACACCUGCGCGGACCACCUGAGGGACCAAGCCCACGCUCAAGGACGAUCAGGAGCGUGUCUGAGGUUACACAAGGCCAAGCUGAGGGGGCAGUUGGCUCGGCACACAACAUUAAACAGUAUUGAAGACCCACAAGUGAUAAAGACGCAUAUAGGUGAUAAGACUUUUGAAAAUGUGGCCAAAUACAAUGUGCCUAAAAGGUGA